AUGGCGGCCGACUUAAUACACAGAAAAGAGUCCUGUCAGGCUCGGGAGGUUAAUCCCAAACGGGAAUUCUUACAUCCGUUCAAUUUCUCGCUGCCUCGCAAACUGCACGUCGUUGUCGCCGGUGUCUAUUUUGUUUUUAACAGCUCAUUGGGGUCUUCAAUUGCUUCAGGCGCUCACGAUGAGAUUUCUGAGUAUUUCAACAUUCCAGGCGAGAGCAUUCAAAUGGUGCUUCCGACCUCACUGUACAUGGCUGGCUUUGCUAUAGGCCCCAUCCUUUUUGGCCCUUUGAGUGAGCAUUUCGGGCGAAAGCCAGUUCUUUCAAUCACCUACUCGAUAUAUCUCAUCUUCACUAUGGCAUGUGCACUGGCGCCGAACUUUCCAGCUCUUCUUAUCUUCCGGUUCUUCUGUGGGCUGGGAGGCUCAGCACCAAAUGCCGUCUUGGGUGGUCUCUUCUCCGACAUCUUCGAGGAUCCCCACCAGCGUGGACUGGCGAUGUCUUGGUUCAUGUUUGCAACCACAUUCCCGCCUCUCCUCGGUCCCAUCAUCUCCGGCUUCAUUUCCACGAUAACAUGGAGAUGGUCCUUCUGGGCCGGUCUCCUCAUCGCUGCGCCUGGCUUUCCCCUCCUAAUUACGAUGCCUGAGACAUACGUACCAAUUUUGCGUGCUGCAAGUCAAAGUAUGCCCGGCGAAUUUGGAAACACAGAGCCAAAAGAUUUGAGUGAACCUCCGAAGGGCUCUUUCUUCGCCCAGAUGAGCGUUGUUCUCAGCCGCCCGUUCCUGAUGUUCAUCCACGAGCCAAUCGUGUUUUGUUGUUCGAUGUACCUCGCGCUUGUGUACGCGAUCUUGUACCUUUAUUUCCAGGCCUACCCUAUUGUCUUCCAAAAUUUAUAUGGUCUUUCCGCCGGUGUCUCUGGACUGGGAUUCCUUCCAAUCCUACCGGGUUCCGUCCUCGCAUUCCUCGUCUUCUUCCUCUAUAGCUCGCGCCACAGCAAAUCUCUGAAAGCCGGCCUGGCCUGGGCCCAAUCGGAGGAAUACCGCCGUUUACCUCUCGCCUGCAUUGGAGCCCCGACAAUCCCGAUCGCUCUCUUCUGGCUGGGGUGGUCUUCCAAGCUUUCUAUUCACCCCGUUAUGCCCAUGAUGUCAGGGGUCUUCUUCGGGUUCGGCUAUCUGUUGAUCUUCAUUGCACUCAUCAACUAUCUCACCGACGCAUACAAGCAGUUCUCUGCCUCGGCGGCAGCGGCUGCAAGUACUUCACGAUCUAUCUUCGCUGUGUUUCUGCCCAUGGCUACGAACUCCAUGUAUGGCACGUUGGGUAUCAACUGGGCAAGCUCAUUGCUUGGGUUUUUCUCCAUAGGAAUGGCUGUCAUCCCCUUCGUGUUUAUCAAAAAGGGUGCUUGGAUCCGUGCGAACAGUAGGUUUGCACAGAUGGCGCAUUGA
Penicillium olsonii is the source of this 1437-nucleotide messenger RNA. NCBI's taxonomy places the organism in Eukaryota, Fungi, Ascomycota, Eurotiomycetes, Eurotiales, Aspergillaceae. The record is from the annotation of a GenBank genome assembly.